UCGACGACUUAACUUUUUUUCCCCAUCUCUCUCGCUUUUUAUUUUUUCUUUCCGAAAUCGGAGAGUCCUCUGGAGUUUGUACAGCCUGACCUCUCCAAAAUUACUAAAAAAAGAAAAAAAAACCCUAAGUAUUUCCCUCCAUUUUUCUCUGAUGAAACCCUAAUUAUUAAAAUUUCAACCAUCUACAUCUCUCCUCGAUCUCUCUUCGUUUUCGCUGCGAAGUGCAGUGAUUCACCUGCUCUAGUGCUCUUUCUAUUUCCGUGCAGAUCGUUCAAAGUUUCAACGCUUCGGUUCCUAAUUCGGGCGUGUCGUCUUUCUAGAAGUAGAUUCGAGUGGUCAGAGACUUGGAAUUCGAGCUUCGGAUCUCCCGUUUAUAUUGUGGUGUUGCAUUCAAUGCACCCGCUAGGGUUUUGAAUGCUUCUAUCAGGAGGGCUCUGUUGAAAAAGAUGAGCUUUUGUAGACAUUCUCGUGAAGGGUAGCGGGUUUUGAAGUAGCUGAUGGGGAUUGGAAAUUCUCGGGACUUGUAGGUGUUUGGUUUGCAUUGAAGCUUCAGGAGUCUGUUCAAUAUGUAUCAUGCGAAGAAAUUUUCAACUAUGACGUUAGUGCCUCAUAAGCCCCAGCCCCAGGGUGCUGAUCAAUUGCCAAAUGUUGGAGUGCUGGGGGGAUCAACAAUAAAUAACUCAGCUACUUCUGGAGGAACUGGGAAGCAGCGGUUGCGGUGGACUUCAGAUCUUCAUGACCGCUUUGUAGACGCAAUUACACAACUCGGUGGACCAGACAGGGCAACACCGAAAGGUGUUCUAAGGGUGAUGGGUGUACCUGGACUUACUAUUUAUCAUGUGAAAAGUCAUUUACAGAAAUAUCGUCUUGCUAAGUACCUUCCAGAGUCACCAGCUGAUGGUUCCAAAGAUGAGAAGAAAGAUUCUGGUGAUAGCCUAUCCAGCAUGGAUUCUGCCCCGGGGGUGCAAAUCAAUGAAGCAUUGAGGAUGCAGAUGGAAGUGCAGAAACGUCUCCAUGAACAGCUUGAGGUGCAAAGGCAGUUACAACUGAGAAUUGAAGCUCAGGGGAGGUACUUGCAGAAGAUAAUCGAAGAACAGCAAAAGCUAGGUGGAGCACUCAAAGCCUCAGAGCCACUGCCAUUGGCUGACGAAAAGCAAAAGCAGUCUACUUCCGUAACUGCUGCUGCAGUGGAGGGACCCAUGUCCCCACUGAAGAAGCAGAGGGUGGACGAUGGGUCAUCAGAUCCUGCCUCUUCUGUAUUGGUUCCACCUCCACCCAGUACGGAGAAGAAAUCUGACUUCAUUGGUCAAUGGGAUGGAGACUUGUACGGGGGGAAUGGUGUUGGCUUUGAAUUUGACGUGGUGAACGAGUUCAAAGAGAAGGAAGACGGUGGGGCUGAGCAGAGAGCAACAUCGAAGGUGGGAACCGGGUAUGGUACAGGAGGCAGCAUAUCUUAGAGCUAGAGGGCUGGGGGGAGGGGAGGGUGGCCGAGCCUGAGAAUAUUAAGGCUCAUGCUGACCUUCCACCGGCUAUGCUAUUAACAACCAUGCUUGUGUAAUUUAUAUUGUAAUCUAUUUGUAAGUAUAUUUGAGGGAAUACAAAAUACCCAGGCCAGAUAGAGAUGGGCAUUUCUCUUUAUAUGAUAGAUUCCUGUUUCCUUGGUAUAGCGUAGAAUCUUUUGGUGGAGCCGCUGUGUUUUUGUGUGGCAUGAUUAUACUCUUCCAUCAUCGUGCUUAGAUCUAAAAUUUUCUUAACUCACUUUCCCAUGAGCAUUUAUUUGGGAAGGAGCUUCAUUUCCA
Molecule: messenger RNA, 1799 nt
Organism: Nelumbo nucifera (sacred lotus)
Lineage: Eukaryota; Viridiplantae; Streptophyta; Magnoliopsida; Proteales; Nelumbonaceae
Product: myb family transcription factor PHL7-like
Molecular function (GO): DNA-binding transcription factor activity; DNA binding
Source: RefSeq, a predicted model, not a curated record